Messenger RNA from Apodemus sylvaticus (European woodmouse), 3875 nucleotides. It is a transcript of the gene Cgas, whose product is annotated as cyclic GMP-AMP synthase. Gene Ontology annotation, biological process: activation of innate immune response; DNA damage response; cellular response to exogenous dsRNA. Gene Ontology annotation, cellular component: nucleus; site of double-strand break; cytosol. The coding region runs from base 179 to 1666 and encodes 495 amino acids. The record is from RefSeq and is a predicted model, not a curated record. The transcript has 5 exons. Lineage: Eukaryota; Metazoa; Chordata; Mammalia; Rodentia; Muridae. Gene Ontology annotation, molecular function: 2',3'-cyclic GMP-AMP synthase activity; chromatin binding; double-stranded DNA binding.
GACCGCCUCUUCCUGGGCGCUGACCUCACGAGUGCUCCUGCGCCUGCUCGCGGUGGAGACAUAGGCUUCGUUCCCGCCAGAUUUUUAAGUUUCGUUUCCAGCGGUCACUGAGAGUUCCCCUUCCCGCGGCCUUUCUACGAAGUCGAUUUAUUCUUUCCCGGAGCGAAGAGCGGCAGAUAUGGAAGAUCGGCGUAGAAGGACGACGGCGCCGCGCGCUAAGAAGCCGUCCGCGAAGCGCGCCCCGACGCAGCCCAGAGGGACCGGGGCCACCCAGUCCCAGGCGGGAAGCUGCGGCCCGCAAAGGGGAGCGCGAUCGCGGCGGGCGGAACCUGACGGCGACGCCACGGAGAAGCCACGCGCCCCAGCGCCACGAGCGCGGACGGGAAGGGCCACUGUGCGCACCAAGGAUGAUGCACAGCCCUCGGCCACGGACGGGGCAGGAGCCUCGGAGCAGCAAGCCAUCCUCCAUCCCGAGCCGCCCGGGGACCCCGAGGCGCCGAACGUCGUAAGGGGACCCAGCCACAGAAGGGGCGCGCGCUCAACCGGGCAGCUCAGAGCGCCGCGAGAGUCCAGGAAGGAGCCGGAUAAGCUUAAGAAGGUGCUGGACAAAUUAAGAUUGAAACGCAAAGAAAUCUCAGUGGCGGCCGAGACGGUGAAUAAGGUGGUGGAGCACCUGCUGCGCGGAAUGAAGAAAAGGGAGUCGGAGUUCAAAGGCGUGGAUCAGCUGAACACUGGCAGCUACUAUGAACACGUGAAGAUUUCUGCUCCUAAUGAAUUUGAUGUUAUGUUUAAACUGGAAGUCCCCAGAAUUGAGCUACAAGAAUAUUACGAAACUGGUGCUUUCUAUCUUGUGAAGUUCAAAAGAAUUCCACGAGGAAAUCCGCUGAGUCAUUUUUUAGAUGGGGAAGUAUUAUCAGCCACCAAGAUGCUGUCAAAGUUUAGGGAAAUCAUUAAAGAAGAAGUUAAAGAAAUCAAAGAUAUUGAUGUCAGUGUGGAGAAGAAAAAACCAGGAAGCCCCGCUGUAACCCUUCUCAUCAGGAACCCUGAAGAAAUAUCUGUGGAUAUAAUUCUGGCUUUGGAAUCAAAAGGCAGCUGGCCUAUUAGUACCAAAGAAGGACUACCUAUUCAAGGCUGGCUUGGCACAAAAGUGAGGACCAAUCUAAGACGAGAGCCGUUUUAUCUUGUACCCAAGAAUGCAAAAGAUGGAAAUGGUUUUCAAGGACAGACAUGGCGCCUUUCUUUCUCUCACACUGAGAAAUACAUUUUGAAUAAUCAUGGGAUAGAAAAAACAUGUUGUGAAUCUUCUGGAGCAAAAUGUUGCAGGAAAGAAUGUUUAAAAUUAAUGAAAUACCUUUUGGAACAGUUGAAAAAAGAGUUUAAAGAGCUGGAUGCAUUCUGUUCUUACCAUGUAAAAACUGCCAUCUUUCACAUGUGGACCCAGGACCCACAGGACAGUCAGUGGGACCCCAGGAACCUAAACUCCUGCUUUGAUAAGUUUUUGACAUUCUUUCUUGAGUGCCUCAGGACAGAGAAACUGAACCAUUAUUUUAUUCCAAAGUUCAAUCUAUUCUCUCAAGAACUAAUUGACCAAAAAAGUAAAGAGUUUCUGUCAAGGAAAAUUGAGUAUGAAAGAAACAAUGGAUUUCCAAUUUUUGACAAGCUUUGAAACUAUGUAUUUGUGUUAUAUGUUAUAAUGUGUUUCUAUGGGUGUUUCUAUCAGAGGUUGAUGUCAGAUGUCUUCUUCAAUCAUAUUCCACGUUUGGGUGUUAUGGGGAGAGUAGUGGUUUCAAGACAUGGUUUCUCUGUGUUGUUCUGUCUUGUAACUCCCUCUGUAGACCAGGUUGGUCUUGAACAAAGAGGUCUGCCUGCCUCUGCCACUGGAAUGCUGGGAUUAAAGGCCUGUGCCCCCACGAGGUGGCACACUUCACUUUUUUGAGAGAGGUUCUGUCUCUGAACGGGGAGCUCAUGGAGGUGUCCAGGCUGAUUAGCCAGUGAGCUCCUAGGAUCCAGCUGCCUCUGCUUCCCCAACCCUGGGAUGAUAGAUGGACAUCACCUAUACAGCUUUUACAUUGCUGCUAGAGGUCUGAACUCUAGUCCUCAAGCUGGCAAAGCAAGUACUCUAGUGGCUGAGCCAUCUUCCCAGCUUGAAAUUGCCUUUUGAAAUGAAAUUGGGUUAAAGUGCCUUAAGGCCAUUGUGGUGGUGUAUGCCUGUAGUUUCAGCAAUUGAGAAGUUUUCUUAGGGUUUUACUGCUGUGAGCAGUCACCAUGACCAAGGCAACUCCUAUAAGGGACAGCAUUUAAUUGGGGCUGGUUUACAGGCUCAGAGGUUCAGUCUGUUAUCAUCAUAGCAGGAAGCAGGAAGGCAUGGCACUGGAGAAGUAGCUGAGAGUUCUACAUCUUCAUCCAAAGGAAGCCAGGAACAGACUGGCUUCUGUUGUCACCCACAUGGCUAGGAGGAGGGCCUCAAAAGUCCACAUCUAUAGUGACACACCUACUCCAACAAGGCCACACCUAAUAGUGCCAUACUGUGGGCCAAGCAUAUUAAAACUACCACAGAAGUGGAGGCAGAAAAAUAGUCCAGUGCGAUCCUUGGCUAUAUUUUUAAUUCAAGGAUAGCCUGGGGUACACAAAACUUGCUUAAAACAAAGUACAAAGUGGCUAGAGAAGUGGUUCAAUGGUUAACAGCACUUACUGCUCUUUCAGAGGGCCUGGGUUGGUUCCCAGUAUCCAAUGGUAGGCACAACUGUAACUCCAGUUCCAGGGAAUCUAGUUUAACCACUACACACACACACUCUCACUCACACACACAUUAUACACUCACACUAAUUUUUUAAGAGCACAAAAAGAAAAUGACACUGUGAUCUGAUCCCAUAAUAUGAUAUGUGCGCUGGCACUUAUAAUCCUGCCAUUUAGAAGCUGAGGUAUUAGGAUUGCCAGGAAGUUCAGCCUGGCUACAGAAUACGAUCUUGUCUUAAACAAACAAACAAACAAACCCAAAAGCCAACAGCAGCCCCUAUGAGUCCUUAUGAGUUUGGCCUGGGUCUGCUCGCCUGACCUGUACAAACAGGUACAUUUUCUUUUUCUUUUUUUCCUCUUUGGAUGGUCAGAACCUAAGGAGGAUUUUUUGGUACGCUGCACCUCCUUACUCUUUCUCAUGAGUUUUCCCCCAUCUCCCUGACACACACACCAGAUGGCUGUUUGUCUAUCAAAUGGGUGAUGGUCUCCUUGAAUACAAUAUACGAACCCCCCAAAUGUGAUUAUAAUAAUUCAGAUGUUCACAACACUGACUAAAAUGAAUUAUUUAGUACUCAGUUUCUCCUAAUUCACUCACAUAUAGAGUAUAACAAAAAUGAAAUACUAAAGAUAAAAAUGAAGACCUUGACAUAUUAGAAAGAGACGACAAAUAUAAUCUUUCCCCAAUGAGAUGCAUUAAGAACUUAAUGAGUAUCACUUCUCACCUAGUAGAACUGCAGAAGGUUGUGAGAGAUCGUAUUAGGAAUGGUGAUUCAGACUUUGUCCAAACAAAAGAAAUACACUGCCUGCUUCUCUGACCAUGAGCUCUACCUCGGGGACUUUUAUUAUGUUUGCUUAAGAAUGUAAUUUAUUUUCAUUCUGUAUGUGUUUUUACAAAAGCAGUGGUACCUUACUCAGAGAGAUGGUGUGGGACAGAGGACGACUCUCCUCUGCAUCCAGGCAGCAUUCCCCCGGACAGCUGAUGCUCAUUAACUCUUUGAGUACUUUGUUGCCUGUGUUGUUGCAGGAGCCCUUUCCAGUGUUCUGGAGUUGUUCCCGGUGCAACAAAUCAUGCCUGCCACGUGUGUUGUCUUCACUUUUUCUGUAUCUUGCAAUAAAUAAGAUUUAAAUGUUUUAAUGUA